Drosophila virilis is the source of this 11326-nucleotide messenger RNA. It is a transcript of the gene Ten-a, whose product is annotated as tenascin accessory. Gene Ontology annotation, biological process: motor neuron axon guidance. NCBI's taxonomy places the organism in Eukaryota, Metazoa, Arthropoda, Insecta, Diptera, Drosophilidae. The record is from RefSeq and is a predicted model, not a curated record.
GAAAAAAAUCCUUUGAUAUUUCCAUUGGCCACCGCUAAGUGUUGAGUGUUUGUGUGUGAUAUUCAACUAAAUAAAAAAUAUAAUUAAAAAUUGCCGGGAUCGCGGAGUAUAUAAACAAGUCAGGGUAGCUAAAAUCCAACGAUAUCUCAUUGAAAAACUUUUAAACGCAUUGAAUGCGGUGCGUUCGAUUUUCCACCUAACAGCGUUAAUUCGGUUAAGCACUUAAAGCGCCGUCAGCAGGCGCCAAAGGGGGGGUCCAGGGGCACAUGCCCAUGUGGCCCAGAAGCGGCCAACGCGGCGCAAUGCGUUGACAACAACAACAACAAAAACAACAACAACAACAGCAAUAACAACAACAGUAACAACAACAACAACAACAAGCCCAGUCAAGUAACAAACGGAAACAAAUUGCUUGGCCAAGUUACGUGCAUAGUUCAAUUGAAGGUGAAAGCCACUCGCCGAAACAGUUCCGUCUACGGAGACAGAUAAGAGAUACAUAUAUAAAUACACUUGCCACCCGGGCGGGGUCCACCUGCACCCGCAUCAACAUGUCCAGCAGUCAUUCCGGCACAAUUGGCCGUAAACGCGUUGGCAGCGGCAGCGCCGUUGGCAGCGAAUUUUACUACGGCAGUGUAAGUGGCUCGAACGCCGGCAGCACGGCUGGCGGGGAGCAGCUGAGGCGGCAACGGUCAGCCGAAUGGCAUAGCCAUCGGCAUGGACACGGCUAUGGCAGCAGCAGCGAGGAUGAAUAUCAAAACACCGCCCAGGCAACGGCCUUUGAUACGCAGCUGUUGGCCCAGUUGCUGCUGCAGAGUCAGCAAUUGGCAAGCAUGGAACACUACAAUUCGGACUGUGAGCCGGAAUAUCUGCGUAAACGUGACCGGCGCAGCGAAGAUGCCAGCCAAGCGGAGGUUACCUAUGCACAGCCGCAUCAGCGACCCGCUGCCAAGGCAGCGCCGGCAGCGCAGUCGCCGCUGAAACUAGCCACCGUUUCGGCGAGCACUGGCAAAUACCCGUCGAAUGCCAAUCUGGGACUCUUCCCCAACAGCAGCAGCAGCAGCAGCACGCUGACUCCGGUGGCAAAUGCCGCGUCGCGCAGUACAAAUCCCUUUCUAAACGCCAAGUACACGGCCGAGGAGGCGCCACUGGAUGCGACGGUGGGGGGAGCAGCCGCAGCAGCAGCAACAGCGGUUGCCUAUUUGUUGCCCGCCUCUGCCUCCUCCUCGACGGCGGCGUCGAGCAGUCGCAGCCAUCGCAGCGGCGCCGCACGCAACACGCUGAACCGCUUGAGCGGCAUGACCAGCUCCAGCAGCGGCACCUCCGCCCUGUCCGUUAAUCGCAGCGAUUCGCUGCGCGACCGAGCUCAAACGCCGCUGCAGCAGCAGCAGCAGCAGCAGCAACAGCAGCAACAACAGCUGGCGGCAGCAAAGACGGCGCUGCAGCUGUCGGAGCUGCACGGCGCCGGCAGCGAUCUGGAUGAGUUCGCGGGCAGCAGCGGCGAGUCGGAGCCACCGCCAGAGCCGGCGCCACCAGAGAUACCGCCGCGCACCCAAUCGCUGCUCAUGUCCUUGCGCAAGCAUUCCGACUACAAGCUCAAGUACGAGGAAAAGGGGGACCAAAAACACGAGGAAUUUAUACCGACCAGCCAGCUGCAGAAGGAUUAUAUUAUCAGCGAUAAUCUUCGUUCUGUGGAGCAACAAUUGAGGCCCAUUUCGCCGGGCGAUUCACAGGGAUUGGGCGGCCACCCACAACAGAUGCCACAAAGUAUGUCAACUGGCAGCAACACAAUCGGCCAUGGUGGCAUCGAUCGCGGCGGCGUCGGCAUGCCAAUGGGCGCUGGUACCAUGCCCGGCGGUGUGGGCGUUGGCGGCCAAGUGGGCGGGCCGCAAGUGUCUGUCGGUCCGCCGGGCAGCGGAGUUGCCGGUCCGCAUUGCCAGAUAAGCGGCUCACAGCCAUUGGUUAUGCCUGGAUUCCCGUUGCGUAAUUCGCACUCAGCGCAUGCACCACAUUAUUCGCCAUAUUCACCAUCCAGGUUUCACAUAGAUAAACGCUGUCAACACCGAUGUUCCUGGAAAUGCUUGAGCAUCGCCUUAAUAUUCAUAUCCGUCGUCCUAACCGCCAUGUUGGCAUACUUUGCAGCAGUCAGUUCGAUGAAACCGAACAUGGACAGCUCUAAUUGCAUCCUAGUCCAAGACGUCAAGUCGCAGCCGCACGAUUUGCGCGGCGGCGCAGGCAAAAGCGGCGACAACAAGGCGCAGCCGGGUGGCGCCACAGCCUAUCCCACUGAGGAAUCGAUACAGACCAGCACCUCCGAUCAUGGCAGCAAUGGCGGCACUGGCGGCUCCGGCACGGCAGCCGGCGCCACGGGCAUACAGCAACAACUUCUUCUGCAGCAGCAACAGCCACACGCCAUCAACCAACCGCUGACGCCGCUGGACGCGACCAACACUCAGCUACAGGAUCAACUCACUUAUGGCGGUGCAGCCGGCGGGCUCGGCCAGCAGCAGCAUAAUCUGUUGCUCCAGCAGCCGGGCCAUCAUCAUCCGGUGCUGCAGCAGCAGCAGGGCAUCGGUCUGAGCGGUGGCCAAUGGCCGCAGGUGGUUGAGCUGAAGGACUUCAAUGAGCUGUACCAUGCCAAUAUACCGGCCUAUCAAUUCUGGACACUCGAGUUUCGCAACAAGCAUCCGGCCUUCAUUCGCUUCAACUUCACCCUGCCCUGGGGCGCCCACUUUGCCGUCUACUCGCGCCGCAAUGUGGCGCCCUCGGUGACACAGCACGACUUUGUGGAGUUCAUAAAGGGCGGACGACUCGAUAGCCAUUUGCGACAUCGCCGCAGUGCCGGCAACUCGACCAAUGCUAACAAGGAUCUAGGCAUGAUUGAUGUUUACGAGGAGGGGGAACAGCAGCAGCAUCAGCAUCAGCAUCAGCAGCAGUUGCAACUGCGUCGUCGUCGCAGCAAUAGCUACGAGGAGGAUCUGGAUCAGGCCGAGGAGGAGAUGGAAGCCAGCAGCGAGGAGCAAUCGCCAGCCGGCCUGGACUCAAUGGAAUACUUUGACCUGGAGACACUCCCGGACAACGUUAAGCAACAAAAGCCACAUGCCACCACAGCUAGCCUGUCGCAUACUCUGCACAAGCGCUCCGCAGCGGAUGGUGGUGGUGGUGGUUUGCCCGCCCUCGACAUGGAUGCAAUGACCGUGAAUGUUUCGCUUUUGCAAUAUCUGGACACUGGCUUGUGGUUCAUAUCCGUUUACAAUGAUGAGCUGGUCGCCCACUCCGUUUCCCUGCUUGCCGAGGAGGCCGAGGGCGUUAGUACCACCUGUCCCAAUGAUUGUUCGGGGCGUGGCAGCUGCUAUCUGGGCAAAUGUGACUGCAUUGAUGGCUAUCAAGGCGUUGACUGUUCCAAAAGCGUUUGUCCGGUACUCUGCUCGGCGCAUGGCCACUACGGCGGCGGCGUCUGCCACUGCGAGGACGGCUGGAAGGGUGCGGAGUGCGACAUACCGGUUGGCGAGUGCGAGGUGCCCAAUUGCUCCAGCCACGGCCGCUGCAUCGAGGGCGAGUGCCACUGCGAGCGCGGCUGGAAGGGACCCUAUUGCGAUCAACAUGAUUGCCUUGAUCCAUUGUGCUCUGGUCAUGGCACCUGCGUGGCCGGACAAUGCUAUUGCAAGGCUGGCUGGCAGGGUGAGGAUUGCGGCACCAUUGAUCAGCAGGUGUACCAAUGCCUGCCCGGCUGCUCCGAGCAUGGCACCUACGACUUGGAAACGGGACAAUGCGUCUGCGAGCGCCACUGGACGGGACCAGAUUGUUCACAAGCCGUCUGCAGCUUGGACUGUGGCCGUAAUGGAGUCUGCGAGUCGGGAAAAUGCCGUUGUAAUACCGGCUGGACGGGCAAUCUGUGCGAUCAGCUGCCCUGCGAUGCUCGCUGCUCGGAGCAUGGACAGUGCAAGAAUGGCACCUGCGUUUGCUCCCAGGGCUGGAAUGGAAGGCACUGCACGCUGCCUGGUUGCGAGAACGGCUGCUCACGUCACGGUCAGUGCACUUUGGAGAAUGGCGAAUAUCGCUGCGAUUGUAUUGAAGGCUGGGCUGGCAGCGACUGUUCCAUAGCUUUGGAAAUGAACUGCAAGGACAACAUUGACAACGAUGGCGAUGGCAUGACGGACUGUUCAGAUAGCGAGUGCUGCUCGCAUCCAGCCUGCUCCGAGCACAUCAUGUGCCUCUCGUCAAAUGAUCCGGUUGAGGUGCUACUCCGCAAGCAACCGCCCUCGGUGACGGCCUCGUUCUAUCAGCGGGUGAAGUUCCUCAUCGAAGAGAACUCAGUACAGUCGUAUGCGCAUAUGGAUGAGUAUAGCGAGAAUCUCUUCUGGAGCUCGUUCACACCUUGUCGCGUUUCGGUUAUGCGCGGCCAGGUCAUAACGCCCCAGGGACUGGGCAUUGUUGGCAUACGCGUUUCGGUGGAUCGUGACUCACGCUUUGGCUUCACCCUGACACGACAAGGCGGCUGGUUCGAUGUGCUGGUUAAUGGCGGCGGUGCCGUCACCUUGCAAUUCCAACGCUCACCUUUCCGCCCCCUCACCCGCACCGUCUUCGUUCCCUGGAAUCGUAUUGUAGUCCUGCCCCCGGUGCAGAUGCAGCUGAGCGACGAUGACGAGACCACCAGUCGUAAUAUCAAGGUGGCUCCUUUGAAUCCGGCGCUGACAUUCCUCAACUCCAUACACUAUCACACGGCGGACGAAGCGAACGAUGCGAGCAAAGUUUGCAUGGAUCACGAUCACGAGAAGUUGAAGCCGCAGCUGAUAAGCACUUGGAUGCCAAAUGGUGUCGGCGCCAUGCCCGGCAAGCGCGUCAUCUUUGCCGAGACUCAGAUCGUGCAGGAAUCCAUUCAAAUACCCGGCUCGGAUCUGCACCUCACCUACCAGUCCUCGCAGGCUUCCGGCUACUUGAGCAUUGUGCGUAUGCGCUUGACUUCGGAGGCAAUACCCAAGACCCUAACCCAUGUGCAUGUGGGCGUGGAGAUCGAGGGCGCACUCCAUGUGAAGACGUACGAGGCCGAUCCGAAUCUGAUACACACGUUCGCAUGGAACAAGCGCAACGUCUACCGGCAGAAGGUCUACGGAGUGACCAUCGCUCGCAUCUCCGUGGGCUACCAGCACAGCACGUGCCAGACUCCCGUUUGGAUAACGCAGACGGCCAAACUGCAGGGCUACGAUGUGGACAUCUCCGAUAUUGGGGGCUGGGGUCUAGACAUACAUCACCAUUACAACUUCCAUGAGGGCAUACUCCAGAAGGGCGAUGGCUCCACGCUGCACAUGAAGGAAUACCCACGGACCGUCAAGGUUGUCAUGGGCACGGGUCUACAGCGUCCGCUCAAUUGUCCGGACUAUUGCAAUGGCGUUGCCAAGGAUGCCAAACUGUUGACACCCAUCGCACUGGCCACGGGACCCGAUGGCAGCCUCUAUGUGGGCGACUUUAAUCUGGUACGCCGCAUCACGCCUGACGGCAAGGUCUUCACCAUACUCCAGCUGAGUGCCACGCAGGUGUCGUAUCAGUACUAUCUGGCCGUUUCGCCAGCUGAUGGGCAUUUGUAUAUCUCGGAUCCGGAACGGCAUCAGAUACUGCGCCUGCUGCGCCUCGAGAAAGUCAAGGAUCCUAGCAUCAAUAGUGAACCCGUCGUGGGCAGCGGUCAGCGUUGCAUACCCGGCGACGAGGGCAAUUGUGGAGAUGGCGGCCCGGCGCUGCAGGCGCGUCUCUCCCAUCCCAAGGGCUUGGCCAUUGCCGCCGAUCGCACCAUGUACAUUGCCGAUGGCACCAAUAUACGCGCUGUGGACCCGAAGGGCGUCAUUCAUACGCUAAUUGGCCAUCAUGGUCAUCACAAUCACUGGAGUCCGGCACCCUGCUCGGGUACGCUGAUGGCCAACCAGGCGCAGCUGCAGUGGCCAACGGGUCUGGCGUUAAGUCCACUCGACGGCUCGCUUCACUUCAUCGACGACCGCCUCGUGCUCCGGCUCACCUCCGAUAUGAAGAUACGCGUCGUGGCCGGCACACCGCUACACUGCAGCAAUAAUGGACAGGAUAGUCGCGUCAAUAAGACAGCCACGGACAAUGUGCUGGGCACAGUGCUGGCCAUGGCCUUCUCACCCUUCGGCGAUCUCUACAUAGCGGACAGUGAUUCAAGGCGCAUCAAUUCUAUACGCGUCGUGGAUACCGCCGGCAACAUGCGUUACUUUGCCGGCAAACAGGAGGGCACGGGCACGCAGACCUGCGACUGUGCAAUUGGGAACGGCAGCAAUGGCUCUGCGGCCACCGGACUGGGCGUGGCCAAUGGAGGCGCCUACUCAACGACCGUGAAUCCGACACGCAAUAAUGGCGGCACCACGCCAACGACACCAGCUGGCGGAAACGGAAAUAAUGGCAGCUCUGCUGCUGGAAACGGCGGCAGCGGCGCUGGCGUUCUUAACAGCAGCGGCGUCUGCGUCUGCCCCGGCGGCGGCAUCUCGGGCAGUAACUCGGGCACACUUGCCGGCAUUGUGGCCGGCGGCAGCCUAAUGUCCACCGGACCCACCACGACCACAACUGUGCUGCUAGGCGCCAAGACAACAGCUGGCGGCGCCGGCUCCAAUCUGGGCUCAGGUGCCACCCUCAACGACGACGGCACCCUGAGCAAUGCCGAGACUCUGCUCUCCUCGAACGCUCGCUUCCAGGCCAUCUCGGCUAUAGCGGUUGCCCAGGACGGCGUCAUCAAUGUGGCUGAUCAAGGUUCACUGCACGUGCUCGCUUUGGAGCAUUAUCUGCCAUCGCAUGAUGAGAAUGGCGAGUUCCAUAUACCAUUCCCGCCCUCGAGCGAGAUUUAUGUAUUCAAUCGGUAUGGACAGCAUGUGGCCACCAAGGAUCUGACAUCGGGCAAGACGCGCUACAGUUUCCUCUAUUCGAAAAAUACGAGCUUCGGCCGUCUCUCGACCGUGACGGAUGCGUCGGGCAACAAGAUACAGUUCCUGCGCGAUUACAGCAAUGUGGUAAGCUCCAUUGAGAAUACGCAGGAUCACAAAUCGGAGAUACAGAUAAACGGCAUUGGCAUCAUGACCAAGCUGAGCGAGAAGGGUCGCCAGGAGAUCGAGCUGGACUACGACAGCAAUACGGGCCUGUUGAACUCGCGAUCGUCGGGCGGCGAGACGUACAUCUAUCAAUAUGAUGAAUUCGGACGUGUCACGGGCAUGAUACUGCCCAGUGGUGAAAUCGUACGCAUAACCUCACAGCUGGCGGAUAACAAGGGACUCACCAUUUACGUGCACGCCUCCGUCGAAUCGUUGUUCUCCAGGGAACGCAUUGCCGGCGCCGGCUCUGGCGAUGGCAAUGCCAACGAGCUGCUGGUGCUGGGCGGCGUUCGAUCCACCUUCUUGAAACGCGGCCGCGCCCAUGCUGAUGCUGAGCUAAAGGCCAACAAUACGCUAGUCAUACAUGGCGCCAAUGGUGUUGUGGUGGAAGCCUCGGCCGUAGCCAGGCAUCCGUUGCUGGAGGCUGCUUUACCCGUGGAGGCGGAGAUGCUGGCCAUGUGGUCACACCAGAGCGUUACCAUGGGCGACGGGCUCACCAAUUCGAUGUACUCUGUCUACAAUCUGGUUGGAGAUGUGCGUAACCCGCAGCAGACGCUGAAUCGCGAGAUUUGGGUGAAUCAGUCGCGUGUAAUUGGUGUCGAGUUUGAUCAGUUCACCAAUCGUGAGACCUUCUACGACGCCCAACGCACCCCCAUACUGAUCGUAGCCUACGAUCAGUCCGGCCUGCCCAAAUCCUACUAUCCGACCAAUGGCUAUCCGGUGAACAUCACCUACGAUCGUUUCAAUCGCGUCGAGGGCUGGGCUUGGGGUCCAGCGGAGCUCAAGUAUAGCUACGAUCGGCACGGAUUGCUCUCGGAGAUCACUUCACAGCAGGAUGGCAUCAUUAGUUUUGUCUACAACGACUGGAACCUUGUCUCCGAGAUCGGCCUGGCCAGCCAGCGCAAGUUUGUGCUGCAGUACGAUGACGCCGGUGGCUUGCGGCACGUGGUGCUACCCUCGGGCACACGGCACAGCUUUAGCAUGCAGACCUCCAUUGGCUUCAUUCGCUGCACCUACACCCCUCCGGGCAGCACACGCGCCUAUUUGCAGCACUACAGCCAUGCGGGCGCCCUGCUUCAGACCAUAUUGCCGGGCGAUGGCGCCAGGAUUGUCUAUCGAUACAAUGCGGCCGGCCAGUUGACGGAGGUGGUCCACGGCGAUGGACGCAGCGAGUUCCAGUAUAACGAUGCCACCGGCAUGCCCAGCACAGUGUCCCACGCGGAGCGCGAACUGGAAUAUCGCUGGGACUUUGAGUAUGCCGCCGGUUUGCUCACCGAAGAGCGCAUCGACUACGUGGCCAAGACGGGCCUGAGCAAUGCCAAGUUCAGCUACGAGUAUGACAGCCAGCUGCGCGUAGUGGCGCUGCAGGGACGCAUUGGUGGCCAGAGCCUGCCCAGCCAGGCGUAUGCCUACGACAAGCGCACCGGCCAGCCAAGCCUGAUUGGACAGUUCAAGUUUACCCGUCCGGCUCUGAAUCAGACCCAGCUGCACGAUGGCACCGCCGGUUUCACGCGCACCGUCGACGGCCGCUUCCAGACGCAGCGCAUGGCCCUGGCCAUACAUCGUCUGGAGGUGUUCCGCAUGGAGUUCUCGUACGGUGUACAUGGACGCAUCUCCCAGACCCGCACAUAUACCCGCAACAUGGCCGUUAACAGCUACACGAACGUGAAGAACUAUACGUGGGACUGCGAUGGGCAGCUGGUGGGCGUGGAGGCGCAGGAGCCGUGGGGCUUCCGCUACGACGACAAUGGUAAUCUGCUGUCUCUCACAUAUCGCGGCAAUACCAUACCCAUGGAGUACAAUGCUCAAGAUCGGAUUGUUAAGUUCGGCGAGGGCCAGUACAAGUACGAUGCCAGGGGCCUGGUUGCCCAAAAUGCGCGAGAGGAGCGCUUCCAUUAUAAUACACAGGGCUUGCUGGUGCGCGCUUCGAAACGUGGACGCUUCGAUGUCAGAUAUUAUUACGAUCAUCUGAAGCGUUUGACGACCCGCAAGGAUAACUUUGGCAAUGUCACCCAGUUCUUCUAUACGAAUCAGCAGCGUCCCUUCGAAGUCUCCCAGAUCUAUUCACCGCGCGACGGCAAGCUGAUGUCCUUGACUUACGAUGAUGUCGGGCAUCUGAUCUAUGCACAGGUCUACAGGCACAAGUACUAUGUGGCCACCGAUCAGAGCGGCACGCCCCUGAUGCUCUUCAAUCAGUAUGGCGAGGGGAUAAGGGAGAUAAUGCGUUCGCCCUUUGGUCAUAUUGUCUACGAUUCGAAUCCGUAUUUGUAUCUGCCCAUUGAUUUCUGUGGCGGCAUCUUGGAUCAGGUCACCACGCUGGUCCACAUGGGCGAUGGGCGUGUCUAUGAUCCAUUGAUUGGCCAGUGGAUGUCGCCCGAUUGGCAGCGUGUUGCCGAACGCAUCAUCACGCCCACCCGCCUCCAUUUGUAUCGGUUCAAUGGCAACGAUCCCAUCAACGUGGGCCAGGAGCGUCACUAUCCCGCCGAUUUUGCCAGCUGGCUGCGCACCCUCGGCUACAAUGUGGCCAAUCUAAUGCCGCAGUUGGCCAAGGAAUUGUGGCAGCCGCCGGCGCUCUGGGGCCGCCCGCCGUCCAAUCCGAUUGCGCUGAACAUGCGCCGUCCCUUCGAUAAUAUACCCACCAUGGCCGUCGAGAGCGGCUUCCUGGCGCAUCUCAAUGUGCGCCGCAUGUCCGACUUUGAGCAGCUAUCGGCCCCACCACGCUCGGCUCUCAAAUGCGAUGUGAUGGAUCCGUCGCCGCGAAUCAUUGGCUCCGAUACCGAACCGCCGUUUGGCAAGGGCAUUGUGGUCUCCCGGACAGCCGAUGGCCAGGCAAUUGUGUCCAGUGUGCCGGCAGCAAAUGCCAUCUAUCGGGAUGUCUAUACUAGCGUCUUCAAUCGCUCCAAGCUGUUGCCGUUCACCUUUGUGGUGCACAAUGCGCAGCAGGAUUCGUUCUUCUUUGUCAAGGAGGAUGCGUGGCGCGCCAGUGAGGAUCGACAGCAGCUGAAGCGUCUGCAGGGCCAGGUCAAUACCACCUUCCAUGAGAUCACGCGCGAGUCCACGCCCGGCGGUGCAGCUGGCGGCUCAAGCGGCACCGGCAGCGGUGCAGCCGCAGCUGCUGGCACCGCCUCCGGUGGCAAUUAUUUGGAUGUAAAGAUCCAUGGCGCCCAUGCGAUCAUCAAUUUGCGCUACGGCACCACCGUCGCCAAGGAGCAGCAACGUCUUAUGCACCACGCUAAGCUAACCGCCGUCCGCAAGGCCUGGCAUCGCGAGAAGGAGGUGCUGCGCAGCGGCCUGACCACCGCCCUAGAGUGGACACAGCAGGAGAGCGACGAGAUACUCAAGCAAAGCUAUGCCAACAACUAUGAGGGUGAGUACAUACACGAUGUCGCCCUCUAUCCGGAGCUGGCCGAGGAUCCCUACAACAUCAAGUUCGUGAAGAAGAAGGGCGCCACUGGCGGUGCGGCGGGCGUUUCCAAUGCACAGCGCCGGCGCCGCAGCCUCAGCUGGUCCACCGACGAGCACGAUGCGACGGCGGAGGCGGAUGCGGAACCGGUCGCCUGUUAGCUCCUAGAAACCCCAAAAACAACAAAACAAUACGAAACAAAACAAAAGCCCACUAAAUAUAAUUAAAUAUUUAUAAUUAUCAUAAUUACGAGUAUUAUAGCCACUGGGUUAGAAAGAGAUAGCAAGAGAAACAUAAAUUGAGAGAGAGAGAGAGAGAGAGUCGAAGGCGCAACUGUACUAAAUACUAAAUAAUAGGCCUACAGAAAAUGAUGAAGGUAAAUAUAUAUGUUACUCAAUUCUUUUUUUUAAGUCAAAGCUUAAAACAAUUUUUUUUUUAAUAAUCGUUAGAAAUUAGAAAUGCGACAAAGCAAAUGCAUAAAAAAUAAACGAUAAAUAUUAUAUAUGACAAAGCACUAGAGCUAUACCAUAUAUAUGUGUAUGUAUAUGUGUAUAUGUGUGUCUGUGUAUGUGCUCUAUAUACCAUAUAAAGAUAAACUUACGGUAGAAUAUACGUUAGUUAUAUGAGAAGCCCAAGAGCUAAAACUAAGCGCCCAAAAACACACACACACAUAUAUAUGCAUGUACAUAUAUAUGUAUAUAUAAAUACAUAUAUAAAUACAUAUAUGUGCAUGCAUAUACAUGCACACAAACAAUAAGAAUUUGGCGAUAAAAAAGCAGCGGCAGCAUGAUAUAUAAUAUAGGGCACAGGCCUAUGAUAAUAUAACAAGCAGCAAAAA